Molecule: messenger RNA, 1707 nt
Organism: Lottia gigantea (owl limpet)
Lineage: Eukaryota; Metazoa; Mollusca; Gastropoda; Lottiidae
Exons: 3
Coding region: 99-956 (285 amino acids)
Molecular function (GO): protein binding
Source: RefSeq, a predicted model, not a curated record
GAUACAUUAAAAAUAUGGAUGCUGACGUCUUCGGUUGUCAUAAAGAGUUAUCAAAAUAAAUCAUCUGAAACAGCAAAUGGAAUUUUGAGACGUAUCAUAUGGCGAGGCCGCAAUCUAGACACCAUUCUCGAAGUCAUCACCAAGAAGAGGUGUUAAAAGCACCACCUGGAAGUCCUACACCAUGGUCUACUGAACAGAAUAGUAACCUAGAAUUUUUCUCCCCACGACCUCCUAGCAGACCAGCAGGAGAUGAUGGAAGUGGAAGGAGAAAGACAUCUGCUAGAGGAAGACCAUCUUUAGUAACUUCUGGUCCUGGUCCCAGUUUACCUCAGUUACCAGGUGAAAUUGAUCCAUUUGCCAGGAGACCUUCUCGUCCCUCUUCAUCACUAUCUAAAUAUAAACCAUUACCAGAUAUACAACAUGGCCAUCAUAAACCUCAGGGUUUACAUGAUAACUUAGAUUAUAAUGUAGAAAAUAUAAACAUUUCUUCAGAUCAACAACUUCAUACUAGAUUUAAAGUGAAACAGACUAAAUCUUCAGAGAAAAGAGUGAAAUCAAGUGAGAAUAGAGUAACACAGACAAGUUCUGAAAUUCCUGUCUCCAAAGUUAAAAUCAGUGUUAAAAGGAAAACAACUGUACAAAAAUCAGAUGUAUCCAAAAGUAGUGAACAUAAGAAUGUGAUACCAGAUCCAAGUCAAGAUAACCCUGUGAUAGAAAUAGGAGUGAAGCUGCCCGAUACUGGUGAUAGAGUGUGUCAAGUAUUUCAUUCAUUUGAUACUUUAAAGUCUGUGAUGAAAUUUGCACAAAAUAAAACCGGGAGCAAAAAAUUGUCUCAAAAAUAUUCUUUAGCAAUCAACAUGCCUCGGAAAGUUUUUACCAAUUUAAGUAUAACUAUUAAGGAAGCUGGAUUGGAUAAUAAAACUAUCCUAUAUUUAAUUGAGAAAGAUCUAGAUUAGCUUGGUGUGGUGUCUAAAGACAUUGUGUUUUCUGUUGAGAUGUGAUAUUUGGGAAAACUAUGAUGAAGAUCGGGAUCUGUCAAAGAAAUGAAUUUUGUGUGAGCUUCAUUAUGACAAAAAAUUUUGAACUGUAAUCUUAAAUAUCACAUCACAUAUCAAUCAGCAUGUAUACAUGGUUCAGUCACUAUUUCUUACAGGAAAGAUUCAGAGAGAUUGAAUUCUCAAAAUCUGAAAAGUGUUUUUCUAGCCUUUCAACAAAUAGUAUUGAAAUCAAUUGAAUGGGCUUUUAACAGUAUGUAUGCUUAAUACCAAAUUCUUAAAUGAGGAAAUUACUUGUUUUCUCAAGUCUUUUCACUUCUGCUUCAGAUUAUUUGAGAAGCAUCUCUGUAUUUCAUUCUGUACAAGGACUAUGGUUUGAUUGAGUAAAUUUCUCUAUCACUUUCAACCAGUGAAGAGAAGUUUUGAUACAAUUUAUGAUCUAUAUAUGAAGAGGCCUAGCAAUGUUAAUGCUUGUCUGAAUUAUAGUGACAGAAAAUUUUUGAAUAUUAUUUAUAUCAUGGAAGAAGUGUCACAGGGUAUCAAAGGGUAAAAAAUGAGUAUGAGUGAUAACUUUUAGUGAUUAUGUCAGUGUUGUUUGUGGUGAUUCGUUUAAAAAUUCAGAUAAAAAAAUAUCUGUGAUAACUGAUAAGUAAGCUUAUACAACUUUAUAUUGUUUUCUUUUCUUUUUAAAAUAAAGUUGGAACUUUUUAAC